GGUAAAUGUGCUCUGCUUUAGUCAGAUUUGUGUUGCACUGCACAGUAGCAUUGAUCAAAUUUGUUUUGCGACCAGCAAAUUGCGAGACCUUAUCUUGAAUUUCAUAUAAAUUUUUAUCGGGUAUCUGCAGUGCUGCAGUAUGUCAGCAGGAUCUGGAUUUGAUUUGAAGAUCCGAGAUGGCAAUAAUGAGAAGAAUACAACACUACCAACUGCUCCACAAAAUUUUGUGACGCCAGGAACAAUUAUCACAAGAGAGCCUGGAUUCAUGAGGGGACAUGGAACAUACGUAUUUAAAGAUGGAAGUCUGGUAGCUUCCGUUUGUGGAACGGUAGAACGUGUCAAUAAACUUGUGACAGUAAAAGGUGUUGGCGGUGUUUAUAAUGGAGAGGUUGGCGACGUAGUUGUUGGAAGAAUUGUUAAAGUAAUGCAGAAGAGGUGGAAAGUUGACAUCAAUGCUCCUCUCGAAGGCGUUUUACUUUUAUCCAGCAUUAACUUGCCAUCAGGGGAACUUAGACGUCGUUCGGCGGAGGAUGAGCUUGCAAUGAGAGAAAUUUUAAAGGAAGGUGACAUGAUAAGUGCUGAAAUUCAAAGCGUUUACAACGAUGGAACUCUUGCUCUUCAUACUAGAAGUGUCAAAUAUGGAAAGUUAGGACCAGGCACACUAAUCAAAGUUCCUGCGUCACUCAUAAAGCGAAGAAAGGCUCAUAUUCAUAAUUUGCCAAUCGGAAUAAGCGUCAUCCUUGGAAAUAAUGGAUAUAUCUGGAUAUCUCCAUUGGCGAAUGGAAGGAUGCCUGGAACAAACAUGGAACAAGAUGAGACAGAUGGUCAGAAACCUGUUUUAGAAGAGGAACGGAUAGAUUUGCAGUGGCUCGAAUUAAGAAUUGUGUUGCUGCCCUUUCCAAGGCAUGGCUGCCAAUUUAUGAUACCAGUUUAAUGUAUUCAUACGAUUGCAGUAUGAAGUAUGAGUGUAAGGAGUUGCUGAAACCAGAAGCUUUGAAGGAAAUUGGAGAAUUAGUUCGAGAGCAAAUGUCUACUGAAGGAUACAUGGCUUGAUUUUUUAACAGAUUGAUGUCUCUGUGUACAUUUUCUUUAUUAAUAAAUUUUGUUACCUUAUCUGUAUCUACUACAAUUGUGUAGCAGCCAUACACUAAUGUAAUUUAAGAAAGCACUGAGAUUUCUAUAAGGAG
Folsomia candida is the source of this 1187-nucleotide messenger RNA. It is a transcript of the gene Rrp4, whose product is annotated as exosome complex component RRP4. Bases 140 to 934 code for a protein of 264 amino acids. Gene Ontology annotation, cellular component: nuclear exosome (RNase complex); cytoplasmic exosome (RNase complex). Gene Ontology annotation, biological process: nuclear polyadenylation-dependent rRNA catabolic process; poly(A)-dependent snoRNA 3'-end processing; exonucleolytic trimming to generate mature 3'-end of 5.8S rRNA from tricistronic rRNA transcript (SSU-rRNA, 5.8S rRNA, LSU-rRNA). Lineage: Eukaryota; Metazoa; Arthropoda; Collembola; Entomobryomorpha; Isotomidae. The transcript is spliced from 7 exons. The record is from RefSeq and is a predicted model, not a curated record. Gene Ontology annotation, molecular function: RNA binding.